Messenger RNA from Drosophila innubila, 2491 nucleotides. Its product is annotated as armadillo-like helical domain-containing protein 3. The record is from RefSeq and is a predicted model, not a curated record. Bases 151 to 2229 code for a protein of 692 amino acids. The transcript is spliced from 6 exons. Gene Ontology annotation, biological process: regulation of Golgi organization. Gene Ontology annotation, cellular component: cytosol. NCBI's taxonomy places the organism in Eukaryota, Metazoa, Arthropoda, Insecta, Diptera, Drosophilidae.
GUGUAUGGGGGAGGGGACCGAUGACCGACGUCAAAACUGCCAGCAAGAAUAGCAACAAAAGUCUGAUUCCAACUUCACUUCAACUCCUACAAUCAUUCGUUUAUUAUUAUUACAAACUGUUUUACAAUUUGACUUAAAAGGGCAACAAAUAUGACAUCACGAAAACGUAGCGGCAGCGGCUCCACAAAACGACCCAAGGAAAAGGUUGUUUACAUUUAUGAGCUGCUGUGUCGGGGCGAGGAUCCGAGUGCUGAUAGCCCAGAGUUCUGGAACGAGUUCUUCUUGCUGCAACCCAAUUUUGAGUCACUUGAAGACCAAAUCAGUAAGCUAAACAAUGAACAGCUGCAAGUGGUGAAACCGAAUCUGAAUACGCUUUUUCAAAAAUGUAUCGAAAUGCUGGACGCUGGCAAAGAGGAUCAUCCGAAGCGAUUGUGCAACAGCCUUCAGACUUUAUGCUCUCUUUUCUACGGCAUAUUUAGAAAGUGCAAUGCUGAGUCCGGUUCCAACAUUCUCAACGAGAUCUUUGGCCAUGAGACUAUGGACGAAUGGUUAAAGCUGCUAAUGCAAUACUGCAAUCGCAUUCUUCUCGGCGAUGUCCCCGAAAAUGCGCGCUUCAUGUGCCUGAAACUGCUGUUGGUUCUGGUGACGGGCACGGAUGUUAGCCAGAAUGUGCUCUUCGAAUACCUGAUGAUUCACAGUUUGUUUGAUGCAUUUGUUCGGUUGCUCAGCGAUCCCACAUUCCGUACACAGCAUGGACAUGACAUUGUAAUACUGCUUACCAUCCUGGUGAACUAUCGCAAGCACGAGGCAACCAAUCCCUAUGUGGUACAGCUAUCCAUAUUGGCCGAUGAGUUGGCAUUGAAUGGAUAUGGCCAAAUGAUCUCGCAGUCGCUUAUUGAUUUUUGCCGCCAGUAUAUGCAGAGCUUGAACAAUGUUCAAUCCUCGUCGUGGUUCUCGUCCCUUUCAAAUAUGGUUGGCAACAUGUUCGUCUCCGACGAGGGUUGUGAGCGUGUGCAACAGAUCAAGGCGAACAAUGGUCUAUUGUUGGCUCUCUAUGAGGCAGUGCAUCUCAAUCGCAACUUUAUCACGACCCUGGCACACACCCAAGCAGAGUCGAGUGCUCCGCCAUCGCCCAGCAACACAUUAAGUCUGACACAGCCGGUGCCUGAUUUGGCCAAUGCGCCGAUUAUUGACAUGACCCAGUAUCCUACAAACCUGUUGGUGGCUGUCUUUCAAUAUUGUUCAAUUGUGAUGCAGGACAACAAAAACGAGUCAAGCAUUGCGAAUUUGAAACUGUGCUUUCUCAUUCUCACUUGCAUAUCGGAGGAUCAGUACGCUAACUCAAUGAUGCACGACAACAAUCUGACCUUUAAAGUGAUGCUGCACCGCGCUCAGAUGCGUCAUCGCAAACUCAAUGUGGACCGUGUGGGCAAAUCGCAGCCUUUGGCAGCAACGCUUCUUGAUUUGCUGGUCGAAUUCAUUGUAUCGCAUUUGAUGAAGAAAUUCCCAAUGGAACUGUAUCUGCUGUGCAUUGGGGUCAUACAUCGAAUUCUUUGCUAUCAAAAACGUUGCCGCGUACGCCUUAAUUAUCCGUGGAAGGAACUCUGGUCGGCAUUGAUCGGUCUGUUGCGGUUUCUGGUCAAUCAGGAGCAAACGCUGGUCAAGAAGUGCAAUAUAUUCCAUUUGUCGCUUCAAGUGGUUAACAUAUUCAAUCUUUUUAUCACGUUCGGUGAUACAUUCCUUGCCACAACAAAUAGCUACGACGAGCUCUAUUACGAGCUGAAUCGCGAGGAGAAAGUCUUUACGGAAAUACAUGCCAUGGUUCUGCGCUAUACAACGAUGCCGGAGUGCGAAUACAAGGACGAUGUUAUUAAGCUACUCAAUGCCCUUGUCAAUAUACUUGCCAUUGUGAAGCAUUUUCAGAACAAGAUCAAGGAGUGGCUGGCCGAGCAGGGCUUGUCUACGCCUACGGAGGAGCAAAUACUUGACGUUGUCCGCAAGAAUUACGACCUUACCCUGAAGCUGCAGUACUCGCUGGAUCAGUACGAGCGAUAUGCCGAGGCUCCGCUUCACAGCAGCUUCUUUCAGGCCAUGGUGCGCGACGUGGUCAAUGACACACGCAAACACAUAUACGGCUACGUUAAGGAGGCUGUCUCUGUAAUACCGGAACAGGAUGUGCUGCUGGCAACAGUUACCACAGCAACAACGACGACCGCACCAUCCACGUAGGAGCUGAUUUGCUUCAAGACUGUUAUAUUGUUUCCUGGCGCAUAGUUAUGUAAAAGUAUUUUUAAUUAAUCAAUCUCUGGAAGCAUACACUCGAUGUAAUCUCUAAGAUUUAAAGUGCUUUUGCCGAGUUUUUGUUACCUUUUCGUUGUCAAGCAGUGCACUUACAAACAUUUUAUAUACAUAUAUUACAAAUACGUACGUACGCCUAUCGCUACUAUUCAUUAUUAAAAUAUAUUUCAUAUAUUUGUCUACAUUUUAAAAA